Messenger RNA from Aaosphaeria arxii CBS 175.79, 1892 nucleotides. RefSeq names its product serine carboxypeptidase-like protein. Gene Ontology annotation, molecular function: serine-type carboxypeptidase activity. The transcript has 5 exons. NCBI's taxonomy places the organism in Eukaryota, Fungi, Ascomycota, Dothideomycetes, Pleosporales. Bases 120 to 1802 code for a protein of 560 amino acids. The record is from RefSeq and is a predicted model, not a curated record. Gene Ontology annotation, biological process: proteolysis.
GCGAAUACUGCCGAAAUGCCGUCAUGGAUGGCAGGGUUUACUUCAAAUAGCUGCGAUUUCGCCUUCAUUCCUCUUUUCCUGCACUCAAGCCUUCUCGUUCCGAUCUGACGUUCCCAAUCAUGAGGUUUCUAUCAAUUGCAGGAACUUUGCUCUGUGCAACCUCUGCCUUGGCGGGUAGUUCGUUACACAAACACAAAGUCUUCAACAAGGCCAGGCCGGUAGUAGAGAAGCGCGAGGCAAGCCAGGCAUUCAAGUCUCCAGAGCUCCAGAAACGAGCAUCCCGUUUUCUCACAGAGAAAACCAAGGAAUUUGCCGUCAAUGGUACUGGCAUUCCUGAGGUCCCCUUCGACGUUGGAGAGUCAUAUGCCGGAUUGCUGCCCAUCUCUGACGACCCAGACGAGACCCGUAAACUUUUCUUCUGGUUCUUCCCAACUACCAACCCUGACCCUCAAGAUGAGAUCGUCAUCUGGUUGAAUGGCGGUCCUGGAUGCAGUUCAUUGAGUGGUUUCAUCACCGAGAAUGGUCCUUUCACAUGGGAAGCCGGCACAUUGGCUCCAGUCCAGAACCCCUAUAGCUGGACAAACUUGACCAACAUGAUCUGGAUCGAGCAGCCCAUCGGUGUAGGAUAUACCCAGGGGACUCCUAAUAUCACGGAUGAGGUUGAGUUAGCCACUGAGUUCCGUGGUUUCUGGAAGUCUUUCUUUGACACUUUCGAGCUUCACAACUGGAAGACCUACGUGACGGGCGAGUCUUAUGCUGGGUACUACGUCCCCUACAUUGCCGAUGGAUUCAUUCAGCAGAAUGACACCGAGUACUUCAAUCUCGCUGGCAUCUCUAUUAAUGAUCCAAUCAUUGGAGAUGAUACUGUGCAGCAACAAGUCGUUGUCCUCCCCUAUGUGGAGUACUGGAACAACCUCAUGUAUUUGAAUGAGACCUUCCUUGACCAGAUACGCAAGCGCAAUGAGGAGUGCAACUACACCUCCUACUGGGACACCUACUUCAAGUUUCCUCCACCAUCGGGCCCUUUCCCCGUCCCACCUGACCCCUACGAGACCGAUGACCUGACCUGCAGCCAAUUCGACACCGUCUACUCUGCAGCUCUCGAAGUCAACCCUUGCUUCAACAUCUACCACAUCACCGAGACCUGCCCCCAUCCCUUCUCCCAGCUCGGCAUAGUAAACUCAGGAGACUACAGCCCCCCGAAUGCAAAGAUCUACUUCAACCGCACCGACGUGCAGGAAGCCCUCCACGCUGUCGUCGGCACCAACUGGCUCCAAUGCUCCGACAUCAACGUCUUCGGCAACGGUAACGGCUCCUCCAAUGCACAAGACGCCUCCGUCGGCCCUGCCAACAACGGCGUCCUCCAGCGCGUCAUCGAAUACACCAACAACACCAUCAUCGGCUCCGGCGACCUUGACUUCCUCCUCAGCACCAACGGCACCCUCCUCGCCAUCCAAAACAUGACAUGGAACGGCGCCCAGGGUCUCCAGGAGUAUCCGAGCAAGCGCCUCUACGCCCCUUACCACCCCGAGUACAACGGCGGCGCUCUUGCUGGCUCCGGCGUCCAGGGCUCUUGGAGCCAUGAGCGUGGCCUCACUUUCUAUACUGCCCAGCUCGCUGGCCAUGAAUUGCCCGGUUACACUCCCGGCGUCGCGUUCAGGAUGCUCGAGAUCUUGCUCGGAAAGGUCGACGACUUCAGCAGCACUGAGGGAUUCACGACUCAGAAGGGAAACUUCACCGGAACUGGUAUCAUUUAUAAGAGGGAGAGUGAGAGCUCCAUCGAGGUGGAUUCGCUGAUCUAGGAGAAGAAUGAUAGUGGAUCUUAGAUUAUUUAUGAAUAUUUAUUGAGAAUAUAUAAUGUGAUCACUAAAUCUUGUUAUUUGUCACACGCA